Molecule: messenger RNA, 2763 nt
Organism: Marchantia polymorpha subsp. ruderalis
Lineage: Eukaryota; Viridiplantae; Streptophyta; Marchantiopsida; Marchantiales; Marchantiaceae
Source: the annotation of a GenBank genome assembly
GUUGGUUGGGUUGACUUGGGCACGGGAGCGAGGGAGGGAGCGAGGGAGGCAGGGGAGGGUAUCUAAUAUCUAUCUAUCCAUUUGCUUUUGUUGGACAUUGGACCGGAAAGGUGGACGGGGGCGGGCGGGCGGACACGCAGAGACAGGACAGGAGGCGAGGAGUUGGCGUUCGCGUUGGCGGUCCACUCAGCGAGCGAGCGGCAGAGUGAUUUGACGUGUGAGCUCGGCAGAGGGAGGCGAGAUCAGGCAAUUGGACUGCCAGUGCCGAGGAGGACGAGGACGAGGACGAGAACGAGAGAGUGAGGCAGGGAGUGAAUGUGGAGUGUGUUGAGGACGAGGGAUCGAGACAGGAGUUCAAAUUGUUGUCGUGGUCGGUGGUGGGUUGAGCGGGCGUUGCGACGACCUACCGGAUUUGGGAUUUGAGUUGGUAUCGGUGGUGGUGGUGGUGUUGCUGGUGCUGGGGCCGCAGUGUGAUCGAGACGAAGUGAGAGAGGGAGGCGGAGGGGGAGAAUAAUAAUCAGGGGCAGGCGAGGAGAGGGGAGGAAAAUCCAUGCCCCGGUCUAUGUGCCUGGUUGAACAAGCGGUGGGAGUGGAAGCAGCGACGGCAGGAUUGGCGGACGGAGGUGGAGGUGGAGGUGGAGGCGGUGAUGGUGAUGGAGAGCGCUUGUGUUAUCGUUCGAAAUGCUCACGAGUAAUUUGGCAUCUUGGUCGAGCAUUUAAAGAUAGAGAGAGGGAGAGAGAGGUGUCGAGGAAGGACGGAAGGAUGACAAGUGGCGGUCUUGCGAAACAGCUCUGAUUUGAAGCGAAACCGGGAGGAACGAAGGCAGAAAUUUCAAGGAAGGAAGGAGGCGAAGGAAAGCAUCGGUUUUGGGAAGAGGGGAGCAGCAACAAGUCGCCGGGUAGAGUGGACGCCAGACGACUGGUAGACUGGAAGAUAGACAGACCUGACGAUGCAGAGACCGUCAAUUGCGGACGGGUGAUUAGAAAACGGAAUAAAAGAACGACGGAAGGUGGCCAAGUUAGAGGACGAAGCGGACAUGAUUGAACAAGGGAACAUGGAAUCGGAGAUGAAGGAAGUAACGAAGGAGCUGCCGCAGCUCGAGUCGAGACCAGUCUUGGACGAGGAGAACCAGGAGCAACAGCAGCAGCCUAAGAGGCAUUCUGAAGUCGGGGGAGAAAUUUCAGCUGCUUCCGCGGUAACUACAGCAGCGCAUUGCGACGCUGUAGCUGCGGAACACUCCAAAGGUGACGUCUCGGCCGUGGACGACGGGCAUCGCGGAUCUCCAAUUUCGGUUGAAGAUUCAGAAGCACCGGUCGCCUCGACUGGAAAGAAGAGGGCGAAGAAAGGACGGCUGUGGAAGAAGAACCGCGGGAAGCAAAAGUCAAAUGUUAUCGACGAGGCCCAAUCCGAAGGGUUGCCAAUUUGCGUGGAAGAGCCCCAGCUAUCAACAUCGCUUCCACCUGAUACGACGACGACGAUGGGGACUGGCACUUCAACAUCGUCUGCGGUCAAAGAGUCAGAGAAAACGCCAGAGAAGGAGGACGACCAUGUAAGUGGCAAUGCGCAGGAAGUUCCCCAGACGAAUUCGACGGCAGAUUUUUCUGAAGUUGAUCAUCAGUCGGGAUCACACGCAACGACAGUGGGCCGAAAUGAGCCCCUGGUAGAUAUACUGGAUUUUGACGAAGAGCAAAUGCACCAGAUUGAAGCUGGACUCGCUGCCGCAUCAGCGAGGCCGACGCUGGAGUGGGGACUGUGUGGGGAGGACGACCGAGGGCCACCAGUUAGGACCCCUCCUCGAACCCCUCCUCAUAGGGAGCCUAGAGGAAAGAACAAGCAGCAAGGGCAGGGCCAGGGUCGUGAGCAAGCAGCAGGAGCACCACCACCAGGCCAUCAGAGUCAGAGUCCCAGGGAGCCGUGGAAACGAAAGCCGAUGGAGUCCAGAGGAGGAGGAAGGCACGAAUCGUUGAGGAGCAGUAGUAUUUCGCAACCACAAAGCCCUGCUGUGACUGUAGAUGCACAAAAGCUGGAGGGCAUGUCCGAGUGGAACAGAAUCAAGGCGAUGCAGCAUAAUGCUGCCGCAGAAGUGGCAUCUCAUAAGAAUUGGGUUCCCCGGAAAGGCAUCCAAAGGGGUAUUGAAGUAGGCGGAGGAGGAGUUGAUCAGAACAAGGGUAGAGGAAAAGGAAAGCAGGGUCGUGUUGAACAAGUUUUGCAACAUAGCCAUCACACCAAGGAGUUAGCAAGGCAGAAGUUCGAGGCAGACUUGAGAAUCAAGCAGGAGGAGCUCCUUCAGAGAAGCAAGCAGACAUUGAAAGCCGAGAUUCAGAAAGUCAAGAAGAUCGAGGCCACAAGAAAAGGUAGAGAUGAACUCGAGCUGGAAUUAGAACGGAACUUGGUCUACCUCAACGGUGAACUCAUUUACCUAAAUCAGUAGGUUUCUCGUCACAUAUUACUGUACAUUGAAGUGCAUGCCCCUUGGGUAUUUGUACACAUACUCUCAGAUCUUGUGGUCUUAAGUUGUCAAGAUGAACUGGAGUCCCUUAAACUGCUUGGACAUUUCACAGGUGGCUUCAAACUCUACGUGACCCAAGAGUGGCCGACCACUAGUUUAGGCAAGAUCCUGUCAUGGCCAAAUCAAAUGAAUGUAGACUAAAAAUCCUUGUGUGAUAAGUCGAAAUUUACUUUUUCCUAGUAACUUUGGUGCAAUGACUAUGUUCUUCGAAUGAUUUUCUGAAAACAGCAGUGUACUGGUAUCGCGUUGCCGC